Messenger RNA from Drosophila serrata, 1036 nucleotides. RefSeq names its product Glutamate Carrier 2 (gene GC2). Gene Ontology annotation, molecular function: L-aspartate transmembrane transporter activity; L-glutamate transmembrane transporter activity. NCBI's taxonomy places the organism in Eukaryota, Metazoa, Arthropoda, Insecta, Diptera, Drosophilidae. The record is from RefSeq and is a predicted model, not a curated record. Gene Ontology annotation, biological process: aspartate transmembrane transport; L-glutamate transmembrane transport; malate-aspartate shuttle.
AAUACUUAAAUUGGCUUUUUGGAGCACGCCAUGGGCCAGAGUGAUCAAAAAAAGUCAACACAAUUUAAUAUUUUGCCAAAGGUCAUCAAUGGAGGUAUUGCCGGAAUCAUUGGAGUCUCCUGUGUCUACCCACUGGAUCUGGUCAAGACCCGGCUGCAGAACCAAGCGAUUGGACCCAAUGGCGAACGCAUGUACUCCAGCAUCGCCGAUUGUUUCCGGAAGACAAUUGCCAGCGAGGGCUUCUUUGGGAUGUACCGUGGAUCGACGGUCAACAUCUUGCUGGUCACGCCCGAGAAGGCCAUAAAACUGACUGCCAACGACUACUUUCGCUUCCACUUGGCCACCAAUGAGGGGGGUCUCUCGCUGCCCAGGGCAGCGCUAGCCGGCGGCUUGGCCGGUCUGUUCCAGAUCGUAGUCACCACGCCCAUGGAGCUGCUUAAGAUCCAGAUGCAGGACUCUGGUCGCGUAGCCGCAGAUGCCCGCGCAGCCGGGAAAGAGGUUGAGAAAAUCACAACCCUAAGCCUGACUAAGCAGCUUGUCCGGGAACGUGGCAUCUUUGGACUAUACAAGGGUGUGGGUGCCACUGGAGUGAGAGAUGUCACGUUCUCGGUAAUCUACUUCCCGCUGAUGGCCAUAAUUAACAACCAGGGCCCACGAAAGGCAGAUGGCUCUGGUGAAGCCGUCUUCUACUGGUCUCUGUUGGCUGGACUUACGGCUGGGACAACGUCGGCUUUCUCUGUGACGCCGCUCGACGUUAUCAAGACCCGCCUGCAGGCCUCAGGCGACAAGAAAUACGAUGGCAUUGUCGACUGUGUCCGCAAGACGCUAAACAAUGAGGGUGUGCGGGCAUUUUUCAAGGGCGGUCUGUGCCGGAUCAUGGUAGUGGGCCCCCUAUUUGGGAUCGCCCAGAUGUUCUACUUCCUAGGCGUGGGGGAGACCAUAUUGGGUAUCGAACGAAAGAAAUCGGUGUAGCAGAGGUGUGCAACAGGGUAACAAAGAAUAAAUUUAAAUUUGUUGAGCAAGAAUUUUCAAGAAA